AUGGAUAAAGAAGUGAAAAAAGAGAGUGGUGAUCUUCAUCCAAAGAUAGUUUAUCAACCAAGAGAAGUAAAAGAAAACCAAAUUUGGCGUUUCAGAAAACUUGUUGAGAACAAAUAUGGAUUAAAGCUAAAUGAUUAUUGGGGUCUCUAUGAAUGGUCCCGACAAAAUUAUCGCGAGUUUUGGGAGUGCUUGUGGAUCUUCUUCGACAUCAGAAGUUCUCAACCUUAUACUGAAGUUUUCAGUAAACUUGGCAGUUUGGAAGACACCGAAUGGUUUAAAGGUGCAAAACUUAACUUCGCAGAAAAUGUUUUACGAGUUAGAGGAUCUCGAACUGCUAUUAUAACAGCAGAUGAAAACGACAACGUAGAGUAUGUAUCUUAUGAUCAGCUGUACACUGAAGUAGCCGUGUAUGCAAAAGCUCUCAAAGAUUUAGGAGUGACUAAAGGAGACGUAGUUACAUGUUAUAUGCCCAAUAAAGUGGAAGCUGUUUAUGCAUACUUUGCUACUGCAAGUAUAGGUGCACUAUGGUGUGGUGCACUUCCUCUUUUAGGCGUUAAGGCUGUGAUUUUGCGGUUCGAACAGAUGAAUCCGAAGGUUCUCUUCACGACAGGAAAUUUUCAUUUCGAUGGAAAAGAGACUGACAUGACCCGGAAGCUACCAAAUAUCAUAAAAAAUAUACCAAGUCUGAAGAAAGUAGUAUUCGUUCCUUCAAGGUCAAAACUAGAUAAAAGUAAAAAUAUGCCAGGAUGCGUACCCAUUGAAGAUUUUCUUAGAUCAGCCAGAGAAAAGAUUAAUAAAUGUGGAGCUAAUAUAAUUUUUGAGCAAGUUCCGUUUUCCACUCCUUUGGUUGGCUGGAUUUCGUGGAAUAUGCAUAUAAGCACACUAUAUCUUGGCUUAACGCUUGUCAUUUAUGACGGCCUUCCUUUUGAAGAGACUCCAACUCGCUUUUGGGACAUAGUGGAUAAGUUUGGAAUCACAGCAACUUCAAUAACAAGCAGUGCAGUUGAUAGAAUGCAGCAGAAAAAAUACAUCCCAACUGAGAAACACAGUUUAAAAAGUUUGAAAGCAAUUUAUCCUAUUGGAAGUGUCUGCAAGCCACAAACGUUUGAAUUUUUAACGAAGGAUAUCAAACCUGGGUUAUUUUGCAGUUCAUGUUAUGGGACUACAGAAUAUUAUGGAUUGCUUGGUGCUUACGACUUCAAUCUUCCAGUUUACAGAGGAGAAAUCCAGUGCUUUGCUUUGGGCUAUGACUUGCGAACCGUUGAUGAUAAAGGAAAUUAUGUUAUUGGUCAAAGAGGAGAUAUGCUACAACUCAACCCAGCUCCAACAUCUCCAGUUGCAUGCCUUGGUGAUGAUUCAAAGAAGAUAUUAAGAGAAAUUUAUUUAUCAAAAUAUCCAGGUGCUUGGUACAUAGGAGAUGAUGUUUGGAUCAACCCAGUGACUAAGGGUUACAUUGUUUACGGCAGAAGCGAUGACAACAUGAACCCUAAAGGUGCCAGAUUCAACUGCUCAGAAAUUUAUUUUGCGCUGGACGGAUUUCCCGGCGUCAUAGACAGCGUAUGCGUCUCCCAUUUUAACUCCAAUCUAGACGAGCGUGUUGUUCUGUUUGUAAAAAUGGCACUUGGACAUUCCCUCACGCCCGAAGUUGAACAUAGCAUUCGGAAGACGAUCGAAGAGGACCUCUCUUAUGAACAUGUGCCAGAUCUCAUCGUCGAGGCGCCGGAUGUGCCAUAUAAUUUGAAUGGGAAGAAAUUAAACAAUUUGGUAAAGAGACUUGUUAACAAGAAAGCUGUAUCGAACAUUGAAGUUGUUCUAAAUCCAUCAUCAAUAGAAUUCUACAAAAAUUUGAAUCUAGGUGAUUUCUAA
Messenger RNA from Uloborus diversus, 1866 nucleotides. RefSeq names its product acetoacetyl-CoA synthetase-like. Bases 1 to 1866 code for a protein of 621 amino acids. Gene Ontology annotation, cellular component: cytosol. The transcript has 16 exons. Lineage: Eukaryota; Metazoa; Arthropoda; Arachnida; Araneae; Uloboridae. Gene Ontology annotation, molecular function: acetoacetate-CoA ligase activity. The record is from RefSeq and is a predicted model, not a curated record.